This is a messenger RNA of Sorex araneus (European shrew), 3764 nucleotides long. RefSeq names its product metaxin 2 (gene MTX2). Gene Ontology annotation, biological process: mitochondrion organization. Gene Ontology annotation, cellular component: SAM complex. The transcript has 10 exons. NCBI's taxonomy places the organism in Eukaryota, Metazoa, Chordata, Mammalia, Eulipotyphla, Soricidae. The record is from RefSeq and is a predicted model, not a curated record. Bases 226 to 1020 code for a protein of 264 amino acids.
GGCUGGCGGAAGAACUCGUGCGCCGCUGUCAGCCGCGCCGGAAGUUCCCGGCCAGGCCUGGCGGUAACCUUGGGGUCCUCGCCGCCACGCCGCCCGGGUGGGCUUUGCCAGGCCGGGUGUCCGCCGAGGCCGAGCCGGUGCGGUACUCGGAAGCGCGGAGUUGCCUAGGAAGGCCCGAGCCGCAGCGGGAGAGCGUCGCGCGGACGCUUGGCCGCCCCAGCCGCGAUGUCUCUGGUGGCGGAAGCCUUCGUCUCCCAGAUCGCAGCUGCAGAACCUUGGCCUGAAAAUGCUACAUUAUAUCAGCAACUGAAAGGGGAGCAAAUUUUGCUUUCUGACAAUGCAGCUUCUCUUGCUGUGCAGGCCUUUUUGCAAAUGUGUAAUCUUCCGAUUAAAGUGGUUUGUAGGGCAAAUGCUGAAUAUAUGUCUCCAUCAGGUAAAGUACCUUUUAUUCAUGUAGGAAAUCAGGUUGUGUCGGAACUUGGUCCAAUAGUCCAAUUUGUUAAAGCCAAGGGCCAUUCUCUUAGUGAUGGGCUGGAUGAAGUCCAAAAAGCAGAAAUGAAAGCCUACAUGGAAUUAGUCAACAAUAUGCUGUUGACUGCAGAGUUGUAUCUUCAGUGGUGUGAUGAAGCUACAGUAGGGGAGAUCACUCUUGCUAGAUAUGGAUCUCCUUACCCUUGGCCUCUGAAUCAUAUUUUGGCCUAUCAGAAACGAUGGGAAGUUAAACGUAAGAUGAAAGCUAUUGGAUGGGGUAAGAAGACUCUGGACCAGGUCUUAGAAGAUGUAGAUCAGUGCUUUCAAGCUCUUUCUCAAAGAUUGGGAACACAACCAUACUUCUUCAAUAAACAGCCUACUGAACUAGAUGCACUUGUGUUUGGCCACCUGUACACCAUUCUUACCACUCAGUUGACCAGUGAUGAGCUUUCCGAGAAGGUGAAACACUAUUCCAACCUCUUUGAUUUCUGUAGAAGAAUUGAACAGCAUUACUUUGAAGAGCGUGGCAAACAUACUCCAUUACACUGACAUGACUUGUCAGAAUUUAGCGUUUAGUUGUUAUUAAAAAAGUCACUUUUAAAAAAUUGUACUUGAACGUUGUAGAAGAUAGUGGUAUCAGAAUUUUAAGACAAAAAAGGAAUGCUUUUAAAAACUUUAACAGAUUAUAUGUAUCCUGUACAUGUACUUUGUACUGUUAUUUGUAUACACAUUAAAAUAAUUUUGGAUGAUUUUAUUUGAUCUAUUGCACUCUGUCUUCAAAUUUUGUUUCCUUAAAAUAUGUAUGCAUAUAAAAAUAAAGCUUAAACAACCAUGUGGGUGGUAUAUAUACUUUUCUCUUUUGAUUUUUCUGAAAGCUAUUCCUGAGUUUUUUACAUGGAAUGAAUAAAUGAGUUUUGUAAGACAACAUAUUUGUGUUCCAUAUUCCCAAGACUAUUUUGCAAUAUGUAUUUGUGAAUCUCGUUUGGGGAAAAAAUGUUCCUAACAGUGUAUACUUAAAAAUAUGAGUGAUUUGGGGAGCUUUAGGAUUUAGUGUUGUGGUGACCUCUACGCUGAUUUGAAUUCCUGCCACCACAUACCACAUAUGGUUCCCGGAACACCGCCAGUGAUCACUCCUGAGCAUACAGCCAGAAUUAGCCCCUAAGUACCAGUGAGUGUGGCCCAAACCCCUACUGCCUCAAAAGAGAAAGAAAAUAUGGGGGACUUCAAAGCAGUUAGGUUCUAGAAUAUAUUUAACUUAAGAGCAUCCUUUAUAUCUAGGUUUGAAUUAAAUAUGUUUAAUCAGAACCAGAGAGAUAAAACGGUGUGUAAGAUACUUGCUUUCCACACAGGUAUCUGGGUUUGAUCUCUAGUACCACAGAGGUCCCAUGAACACUGCAAGUGUGAUGUCCCUAUAGGAGUGACAUAGGAGUAUAUCUUGAUCACAGUCAUGUGUGGUCCAAAAACCAAUAAAACACACACCUCAAACCAUUUAAUCAGUUCAGCUUUAAAGUCUACUUUUGUUUGAUAAGGGGAUAGUUUUCGGGUUUCUAUUUUUGGAGGCAGUUAUUUUCUUUUAAAACUUUAGUUUGGGGGCCGGAGUGAUAGCACAGUGGGUAGGGCGUUUGCCUUGCAUACGGCCGACCCAGGUUUGAUCCCCGGCAUCCCAUAUGGUCCCCCAGGUACUGCCAGGAAUAAUUCCUGAGUGCAAAGCCAGGAGUAACCCCUGAGCAUUGCUGGGUGUGACCCCGAAAGAAAAAAAUGUAAAAAAAAAAAACCUUUAGUUUGUCAUGUUUGCAAUAGUGUAAAGAAAGUUCCAUACCAUAUAAAGGAUAUAUUAGCUUUCAAAUCUCACAAAACAUUGGUUGCUUCUUUUAGAUUACAGUGCUAAAAUUCCCUGAGCUAAUUUUGUAGUGUAUUUUACUGAAAUAGAAAAUCCCUAGUUACUCAGUUUUUAUGGCAGUGUUUUUUUUUUGUUUUUUUUUUUCUUUUUUGGGUCACACCCAGCGAUGCACAAGGGUUACUCCUGGCUUUGCACUCAGGAAUUACUCCUGGCAGUGCUUGGGGGACCAUAUGGGAUGCCGGGGAUCGAACCCAGGUCGGCCGCGUGCAAGGCAAACGCCCUACCCGCUGUGCUAUCGCUCCAGCCCCUAUGGCAGUGUUUUUUGGUAUAUGUUACCAUCUACUUUUUGAUUCCUCCACCCCUCUCGGAGAGCCCGGCAAGCUAAUAGAGUAUCUUGCCCACAUGGCAGAGCCUGGCAAGCUACCCGUGGCGUAGUCGAUAUGCCAAAAACAGUGACAGGUCUCACAAUGGAGAUGUUACUGGUGCCUGCUCCAGCAAAUUGAUGAGCAACGGGAUGACAGUGAUACAGUGAUACUUUUUGUACAGUAUUUUUAUUUCAUUUUUUUUAAAUUGAAUUGUUAUGGUAUGCAAUAGUAUUAAUAUUUUUUCGUGUUUGCAGUGCUAUUGUACCACACCAACCACUAGACUGCCAGUAUCCUGAUUCCUCUACCCCUGAGUCCCUUCUUACCACUACACCCCUUUCUUUAAUGGUCCCAGUUUUCAAUUCUAAUUGCAUUUGGUUGAUGCUUUUGUUUGUUUGUUUGCUCUUGGGCCACACCUGGCAGUGCUUUGGGCUUACUCUUGACUUGGUAUUCAGAGAUCAUUCCUGGUAAGAUUUGGGUGACCAUAUGGAAUUCCGAGGAUCGAGCCUUUGUUGUGUGUGUGCAAGGCAAGCACCCUGCCCACCGUACUAUCCCCAUGUUUGAUACUUUUUAAAUUAGGUGGUACAUGGUACCCCAGUGUAAGCUUUUUUCUUCAGUUUUUUAUGAUAUAAAGCUAGUAAGACAUGCUUAUACCUUAGUAUAUCUCGAUCCAAUAAUUAAAGCUGGCUAUAUUCUUAAUAUGAGCAACAUUGGGAGACAACUGUUUAUUCUAAGUUGAGUAAUAAUACCCUUAUUUAGAACUUCUAUGCAAGGAUCACUCUCAAGGGAGUCUUGUUUCUCUUACCUUGAAUAAAUCGGCUUCAGAACAAAAUGCAAUAGAAUAGUAGUAUCCCAUCAUGAUGGUUCAGUUAUCUGUUUUAUAUUUAGUUUUGGGGCUACACCCAGCAGUGGUCAGGGCUCCUCAUAUUUUAAAUAAUGGUACAUGAAGCCAAGUCACAACUAAAAAUUAUCACUGAAAUGUUGAAAUGGAUCUGAAAUGUUGGUUUCAGUUAAAUGUUUUGAUACUCAAAUUGUGUGUAGUAAAAUUCAAGUUGCAUCAUUCCUUAUUAAAAUCAAAUAGAAACACUAAA